This is a messenger RNA of Drosophila arizonae, 1077 nucleotides long. Its product is annotated as putative inorganic phosphate cotransporter. Gene Ontology annotation, cellular component: membrane. The record is from RefSeq and is a predicted model, not a curated record. Gene Ontology annotation, molecular function: transmembrane transporter activity. Lineage: Eukaryota; Metazoa; Arthropoda; Insecta; Diptera; Drosophilidae. Gene Ontology annotation, biological process: monoatomic anion transport; transmembrane transport.
UGGAGACGGAAUAUAAAAAGAGUCUAGAGAAGAGCAAUGUCAAAGGAAUCCAGUCAAGAGGAAUACAGGAUGGUGAAGAAUCGUCGCUUUGAAAAUAAAUCUACUGGAUAUGGUAUACGACAUUUGCAAAUCCUCUUGCUCUUUGCCGCUCUGACCGUGGGCUUCGCAAUGCGAGUGAAUCUAUCCGUGGCUAUUGUGGCCAUGGCCGAAUUUCCCGAAUACAACUGGACGGAGAGAAUCAAAUCCUUGGUGCUGAGCAGCUUCUUUUGGGGCUAUGUGACCACACAGGUGCCAGCCGGUCCGUUGGCUCGUCGAUUUGGUGGCAAAGUGACAAUCCUGAGCGGAUUAUCCAUUUGCUCCGUGCUGACUGUUCUGACACCGCUCUGUGUGAGGCUGGGUGGAUGGCAAGUGCUCUGCGCUCUGCGCUUGGUUGAGGGCGUGUUUCAAGGGCUGCUCUUCCCCUCUUGCCAUACGGUGAUCUCGGCCUGGGUGCCUCCCAAUGAGCGCGCGACCAUGGGAAACUUUGCCUAUGUCGGCUUUCAGUUUGGAACGAUUAUUAUGCUGGCCACCAGUGGCCUCUUGGCCUCCAUGGGUGGCUGGCCGAGCAUCUUCUAUGCAUCGGGGGCUGCUGGCUGCCUUUGGUCGGUCGUGUACUACUUUUGGGGCUCCAGCACGCCAGCUCAAUCCAAGAGAAUAACGCCAGAGGAGAGAGAGCUCAUUGAGCUGGGACAUGCGAGCGAGCGAACUGAAGAUGCGGAACUACCGAGCCAUCAUCAGAUCACGCCGUGGCUAAGUUUCUUCAAGUCACCAGCUGUGCUGGCUUUGAUUGCCGUGCAAUCUGCCUAUGCCUUCGGAUUCUGGACUCUACUAACCCAGAUACCCAGCUACAUGAAGAACGUCUUGGGCAAGGACAUCAAGGCAAAUGCCCUUCUCUCUGCAUUGCCCUACACGACCAUGUUUGUGCUCAGCUUUGUGUUCGCUUGGCUCUCCAAGCGAUUGCAGCGAACGGAAUGUGUUUCGCUCUCGUGGAAUCGAAAGUUGUUCAACUCGAUUGGAAUGCUGGGUCCGAUGGGUCUG